Trichoderma harzianum CBS 226.95 is the source of this 456-nucleotide messenger RNA. RefSeq lists its product as hypothetical. Gene Ontology annotation, cellular component: RNA polymerase II, core complex; RNA polymerase III complex; RNA polymerase I complex. The transcript is spliced from 2 exons. Gene Ontology annotation, biological process: DNA-templated transcription. Gene Ontology annotation, molecular function: DNA-directed RNA polymerase activity. The coding region runs from base 1 to 456 and encodes 151 amino acids. NCBI's taxonomy places the organism in Eukaryota, Fungi, Ascomycota, Sordariomycetes, Hypocreales, Hypocreaceae. The record is from RefSeq and is a predicted model, not a curated record.
AUGUCUGGAGCAGGAAGUGGCGAUGCUACGCUUUUCGAAGAAAGCUUCACCGUGACGGAGUAUGAUCAGUCCAAAUACGACAGAGUCGCCCGCAUAUCAUGCACGUCUAGCGACUCCCAGACCGUCAUGACCCUGGACAUCAACAUUGAGCUAUUCCCAUGCUCCGUGUCCGAUACGCUGCAUGUCGUCCUCACUACCACGCUAUCACCAGACGGCAGCAAGGAGGACGACAAGGGCUGGCGAGACGUUGGCAAGGCUGGCGAUGCCCCAGCAACUCUUGCCGAUCUGUACGACUAUGUGUGCUAUGGAAAAAUUUACAAAUUCGAGGAGACGUUUGAUGGCAACACCAUUAACGCUUACGUCUCAUUCGGCGGAUUGCUCAUGGCCCUGCAAGGCCCGGUUAAGAAGUUGACACCACUGCGAGUUGACAACGUUUAUUUGUUGGUUAAGCGGUAA